Patiria miniata (bat star) is the source of this 906-nucleotide messenger RNA. Its product is annotated as C-type lectin BfL-2-like. Gene Ontology annotation, cellular component: external side of plasma membrane. The transcript has 4 exons. Gene Ontology annotation, biological process: biological process involved in interspecies interaction between organisms. The coding region runs from base 184 to 660 and encodes 158 amino acids. Lineage: Eukaryota; Metazoa; Echinodermata; Asteroidea; Valvatida; Asterinidae. The record is from RefSeq and is a predicted model, not a curated record. Gene Ontology annotation, molecular function: carbohydrate binding.
CCCUGAGUGUUGGGACAAGCCGGCCAAAUAAAACGAGUUGGCCUGUGGUCGCCACCAGAAUGGUCGCCAGUAGUAGAGUGUUCACGUUGCUGUCGUCUCGCCGUGCUAGUCUGCUGUCGUUCUGCGGUCAGUUGAGUGGUCUGUGGUCAAGCCAGAGCUCUGCCACGUACGGUAUAAUACACCAUGAACGCUGUAAUUCUGGCGACCGUUUUGGUGGCGACCACCGGCCAACUCGUUCACGGAGCGUGCCCCGAGGCGCCGGCGGGCGAAAAUCCAUGGCGCCAGACGGGGUGCAGAUGUUACAUGGCCGUCAACCGACUGAAGAACUGGUACGACGCUAGUAACGAUUGCACGGCCAUGGGCGGUCAACUAGCUACCUUGGGGGAAGGUCAGAAGAGUGACCUGCGCGAUGUCAUCUCCAACGACAUGGACUUCAACACAUGCAGCAGCGUGUUGUGGCUUGGAUUCACCGAGAAAGACCGAGACGACACCGAAUACUUCUCCCUGGACGGAACGACCGGUCUGUACAACUGGCUGACCAACGAGCCGAAGAAUACUCCCAACGAGUACGACUGCGCCAGCGUGCAUUUCGGCGGCGGCUGGCUCAGCUACCCGUGCCUCACCACACACUGCUACGCUUGUGAAACUGGCAGCAUCUAAGGAACAAAAUCACUUCCAAGAACGACAAAAGCGGAGUACUGACAACCUCGACUUUGAAAACCUUUACCAUGUUGAUCAUAUUUCUUCAGUGAUUCAAACUUUUAGUUGUUUAGUUGGGCCUCUAAAGAGGGCCUCGCUAAGGCUGAACUAUCAGGCUAAAUGUGUUUAUUCUCUAUGAAUCGAUAAUUCAGGUAAAUCCAAUCAGUAAGCAGUUUUGCAGCAGUUUUAUUUAUUUUCCUAUUUUUA